Molecule: messenger RNA, 2909 nt
Organism: Teleopsis dalmanni
Lineage: Eukaryota; Metazoa; Arthropoda; Insecta; Diptera; Diopsidae
Product: transforming growth factor-beta-induced protein ig-h3
Exons: 9
Coding region: 170-2797 (875 amino acids)
Biological process (GO): extracellular matrix organization; cell adhesion
Cellular component (GO): extracellular matrix
Molecular function (GO): cell adhesion molecule binding
Source: RefSeq, a predicted model, not a curated record
AAUAGAGCAACCGAGCCGUUCUUUCGAUUAGUUCGUUUUAAACUGUGUUGGGAGUAGUUUUGUGUGAAGUGGAUGGUGAAGCGCAUAAUUUAAGUACCAAAUUGAAAAAGUUGAAAGUAAUCACAUCACUGCAGCAACAAUAAAACUAACAAAAAGUUAAAAAGAAAAAAUGAUGUUGCACUCAAAACGGAACAUGCAGCAAUGCGGCAAGUUGACGUUGCUGACAUUUUUAGUCAUGUUCGGUUGCAUCAAUGCAGUACCAUUUUAUGAAAAUUUUAUGCAGCAUUUGACACCACACCUUGAACACAGCAUUUUUUCACCCAUACCGUCAUACAGAUCAUCAUUUAGAACAUCACAAUCAGAACAACAACCACAAGCAUCAGAAGGCCAUCCACAAAUUUGGGGACAAUUUGAUAAUAAACCUUUCCGUUUACCUUACAGCAAUUUCGAAACAGUUGACACGGAUUUCGUGCCUUUGGAAAAUCAACAUUUCCAAGCUCGGACCCAAGCUCCACCCACAAAAGAAAAACCUUUUGAUAUUGACGUGAUAUCUGGUGAAAUUAACGAAAAUCACUCUCCAAAUGUUUUUGGUCAACAAUCUUUUCCAUUUUUCGGACCAGAUUUCUUUAAUUCCUUUGGUGGUUUUGGAUUUGGUCCACAACAAGAGCCAUGGUGGAAAGGACCAAAUGUUUGUACAGAUAAAGAAGAAACUGUAAAGGACACUGAAGCUGAUAAAGAGAAUUCAAAGCCAUCACAGGAAGAACUGGUUCCUGGUAUAUCUGAAAGCAUUGACAUCAAACCGAUUAUCGGACAAUUCCAUUUCAGCCUUCACUCCUGCGUUGAUAAACCAAACAAAUACGUCUGCUCAAGAAGUUUUAAUCAAAAUGGUAAAAUGAAAACUGUAGUCAUAACACGUCAAUGUUGCCAUGGUUAUGGACGUCCACGAGAUGCAGGUUAUUCAACACCGUGCGAUAAAAUAGAUAUUAAAAACGUUGCUGAUACCGCUGCAAAUAUGGGAGCCAAAGAGUUCAUCGACAUUGCUAAAGCUAACGGCUUAGCUGAUCAGUUAUUGACCAACCGCAAAAACAUAACCAUUUUCAUGCCAAUCGACAGUGCCUUCACCAACUACAACGAAGAUCAACAAAACGAAAAUAAUUUGGUUGAAAAGUCUGGUGAAGUUUUAAAAAAACUUUAUUUGCGCCACAUAGUCGAUGGUGAAUAUGAUAUGGAUAAUGUUGCAAAUGAGCAAAUUUUGAAAACACAAAUGGAAGGUCAAACCAUACGCAUUAACAUGUACCAGCUGCCAUUGAGCUUGGGUCCAGUUCAUUACACAGCUAAUUGCAUUCCAAUUGAAAAACACGACAAGCUUUCAGAACAAGGCUUAGUGCAUACAAUAAGUGGUGUUAUGAAACCAGUCACAGCAAAUGUUAUGGAUAUUAUACGUUCCCGUGCUGAUUUGUCAAUUAUGCGUACCGUUUUGGAGAAAACCAAAAUCAGUGAAAUUCUUGAAUCUGAUAAGCCAGUUACUAUUUUCGUACCAACUGAUGAUGCUUUCGAUAAAUUGGAACCACAUUUACGCAGGACUUUGAAGGAGGGAAAAAAAUGCGCUGCAAAUAUAUUGAAAAAUCAUAUUCUUGAUUUAACUUUCUGCUCGGCUGCUUCUAUUGCUGGUGCCAAAACUAGUGCUUUCAAUUUAUUGGGUGAACCGUUGCGCUUCAAUAAGUCAAAGUCUGCACAAGAAAAAUCUGAAGUGGCUGAUUUGGUGAAUGAAAGUUAUAUCACCAUUAAUAAUGCAGCAAAAAUUAUUGAACCAGACGUUAUGGGCACAAACGGCGUUCUUCAUAUUGUUGACACAAUUUUGUCAACAGAAUCUGCUUUGCCACUUUCUACACUUAUGCAAACCAAGAAUGUCACACUUUUCAAGCGUCUUGUUGAAGCAGCUGAGUUAGAUAAUAAAAUCGAUGAUAUGGACAAUAUAACAUUAUUUGCACCAACUGAUAAGGCUUUGCAGGGUACUAAGUGGGUAGAAAUGUUAACUGAAACUCCAGAAAAAUUAAGGAAUAAUCCUGAAUUGGUUGACUUCAUAAACUACCACAUUGUACAUCCUAUGACCAAAACUUGUGAUUUGACUGAACAAUUAAUGCCAACAGCUGCUGGUUCAAGUAUUCGUAUUAACUUAUAUUCCACCCAUGCACUCUUUACGAAUGUAAUGAAUCGUGCUACAGUAAACUGUGCACGCGUAGUACAUUUUGAUGAUGAGAGUUGUGGUUCUGUAUUACAUCAAGUUGACAAGCCACUCACUCCACCAAAUAUGAAUUUAUUGGAAUAUUUAGAAAAAAAUCCAAGAUACAGUAAAUUUUUAGAACUUGUACGUUCAUCUAAUUUAACUAGUUUGCUCACUAAUAAAGAAGAAACAUACACAUUGUUUUUACCUAAUAAUGAUGUUUUCGAAGAGGUUGAAGAUUGGGAAAAAACACUUAUUAAGGACAAAUCUCAAUUGGAGAGCCUUGUCAAGACACACAUUGUAAACGAUGCUGUUUGUUGCGCUGGUAUAAUGCCAACAAACUGGCCUUUUGUACGCUCUAUUGAAGCUCUAAAUGGUGCACAUUUACGUAUUACUCGUGAACGUCGUCCAAAGGUUGAGAACGCAGGUAUUACUAAAUGCGAUGCCGUUGCUGUGAAUGGCAUUGUCCACGAAAUUAAUGAUAUUAUAGUUCCUGCACGACGUUCACAAAGACCACAACAAAACGUAUUCCAACAAAACAUUGGCUCAGAUUUUGGUGAUUUAUUCUUUUAAAAUAAAAAUAAGUACGAUCAAUUAAUUUAAAACCUAUAAUAAAAUCAUUAUUUAUGUAAUAUUGCGAAUUUUAUGGUACUCGAAUAAGUACGUUUACAUAAUGUAUUUAAAU